GAAGAAGAAGAAGAAAAAGAAGGAAAAAGUUGGAGGAAAUGCAUUUGUUUCUUGUGGGACGUGAUUCUGUUCAAACCCGGGUUAUCUUCAGUCUCUUUUGUUCCUGCUUCCUAAUGGGCUGAAACUUUGUCACAUUCACGGGAUGUUGAGUGUUCAGGACCUCUGAAAUCCAGCAAGUAAAGAUCAUGGCUUGUGCAUCUCAGUCAGCCUUGGAUUACGUCAGGAGUGCCAGAGACCACCUGGUGAGAACAUUAAAGGGGUUUACUGAGAUUGUGGAGAACUUGUCCACGAGAGGAUUUUUCUCAGAGGAAGAAGUGAAUAAAAUAAAGUCAGAGAGUGAUGGAUUUGACAAAACCAGAAGAAUUGUGGACUAUGUUAUAGAAAUGGGGGAAGAAGCUUGCUAUGAGUUUCUCAGGAUUAUUGACACAACAAGGAGAACCUCUGGAGAGAGAUCACUGUCUUUUGCAGAAAAUCCAGAGUCAUCAUCCUCUCUGUCCAACAUGUUUGACCUCAACUACUGGAUCAGCUGCUUUUCCUUCAGGGAGGACAUUAAUAUAGAUGUAACAUCUUUACAAGGCCCCAGCCCGUGCCACAGAUACCAACAAAAGCUAAAGUCAGAAGCUCAAAAGAUUUCAGAAAGAUCAUGGACUCAAAGUAAAGCAGUCUUGUUAAACAAGCAGAGCUCCCUGUCAUACAUCUCGCUUGUGUUAGACACACCAGGACAGGCUUCACCAUCCAAAAUAAAAAAGUCAAAGAUCAAGAAAAGCAGGAAGCUUCGACCUAAAAAACUAAAAACGUACAUACCUGAGGACAAACAUGGAAUCUCUCCGAGUGAACUCCUGAAAACAUAUGAAAGAAAAAUCAUUUUGGUAGGAAAACCUGGAACUGGGAAAACAGCUGUGGUCCAUCAGAUGUUGAAACUGUGGUCAGAGAAAGAUAACAGAGAUCUGGAUUACAUGUUCUACUUUGAUAUGAGAGAAACACCCAACAUCACAGAGCUCCAUAAACUGGAGGAUCUUCUCUUCAGUGUGUUCUGUGAACCAGAUGAAGGCAACGAUGAGGUCUUAGAGGACAUAAAGAAUAAUGCUGACAGUGUUACCAUCAUUUUUGAUGGAUUUACAGAUGUUGGCUCUACAUCUGUGGUGUUUAAGCUCAUACAGAAGACUCUUCUACCCGAAGCAAAGAUCAUAGUCACCUGCAGACCAGAGGUGGAGUCAGCAGACUUCCUGUUGGAUUGGGACUGUCUCAGAGUGGAAGUGAAAGGCUUCAGUGAGCAGGGCAUCAGAGAGUACUUAUCCAAGAAUCUGAGUGAGGAUCACUUCAACAAGGUUUUGUGUAACUUGGAGUUAUUCUCUCUUUGCCACGUCCCCAUGUACGCCUUGAUGGUGGUCGCGUGCUUUAGCUUUGAGGGCUCUAAUUUCUCUCCACAUCCCUGCACAGUUACCGAAAUAUACCUCCAUAUCCUCCAUUUCUGCAAUCAGAGAAAUGUUUCCAAGACACCUGAAAAUGAAAGCACUAAAUGGGAUGCAAUAAUGUCUUUAUCUCAGGCAGCUUUUUGUGCAACAGAAGGGAAAAAUGUGAACCUAACAUCACUGCCCAAACUAGACAGCUGUGAGGUUAAACUUGUCCUUAUAACCAGAGAUAAAAACUGCUACAAGAGGAGUGACCCCUUGUCAUGCCAGCUGUGGAGCAUUUCUCUUCUGACUGAUGGGGACGUGGAUUACGUGAGUUUACUUGACUUCACUGAGAAUCAGCUGCACCUCCCAGUCAACAGUAAAACACAACUGUAUGACAGAGCUGUGAGAGUCCUGCAGAAGAGGAAGAGGAAGGUGAAAGUCUGCCUUCACUGUGAUCACAGAGUCUGUCAAAGUGCGAGCUCCUUCCUCUUACACCAUUUACCCCACAUCCACUCACUCAGUUUCUGUCAGUCAUCAGGAAAUCUCUCAGAUCAAACUGAGUUGUUGAUGAAUCUCUUCAUUGGAGCAGCAGAGAGAGACCAGAGGACAGGAGAGAAGAUCCUCAACAUGCUCUCAUCAGUUUGCUCUUAUCAGACAUUUCCUCUUCAUUCUAAUUCCAAUGACAAAUAUCAGAGUGACUUCCUGUUGGAUCUGUACUCCCAUGUGAAGGACUGUGAGACUAAAACAGGUCUGAGUGUCCUUCCAUCAUUACAAGUGGAGCUGACAGGCUGCUCACAUGAAGAGAGUGAAGUGAGGAGUUUGCUGCAGUGUCUGCCUUAUAUCUCACAGCUCAGUUCCAGUGUUGUUCCUCUGAGGUCAGAUCCUGAUGAAGCAUUCAGGAUCUUCAUGAGUCUGUUCUGUGCAGCAGCAGAGAGAGAGCAGCAGACAGGAGAGAAGAUCCUGGAGCUGUUAGCAUCAGUGUGCACAUAUCAGACAUUGCUGCAGUGUCUGCCUUAUAUCUCACAGCUCAGCUGUGAUCCAGAGUUCUUCCAGAGUGUGUGCACAUCCAUGUCUGUAAGAUCCAGAGAAGAGGCCCAGCAGCUGGAGUCUCUGCUGCAGCUGCUGGGCUUCCAGCUGCUGCUAACAGGAGCGUUACACAGGAAAAGCUGCUGGUCUGUGGGUAGAGCUCUCCAACUAUGUGGCUCUAAAGUGGAUCUCAUCCUCACACCCAGCAAGAUGUCUGCCAGAGGAGGCGCUCUGCUCUUCAGACACACAACACAACUCCACAGUCUGAGGCUUUCCAUCGACAUGUCCUUGCUGCUGUCUCAGUGGGUAAGAAGAGGCAGAGCGGCCUGUCGGCUGGCUGUUGAAGAGCUUUCUCUUAUGUCUAAGAAAGCCCCACCAUCACACAGAGUAUUGUUGAGGGCUGUCAGUAGUUUGGCUUCCCUGCUGAGAUACUGGACAGUCGGACGGUUAGACCUGACUGAGACCUGCAUCCCUGCUCAGGGUCUCGUUGCUCUGCUGCUCCAUGAUGGUCCUCUGACAGUCAAACUGAGUGAAGAGAGCUUCCAGCAGGUUCUGUCUCUCCUCCAUGGAACCCAGGACAAGGACUUGACGUUGUCCUUCUUGAGUAAGGUUGGUGGAGACCUGACCUCCUGCUGUCUGAGCUGGGAGCUUCUUCACUAUCUGCUGCAGCAGCCGUCGGCUCAGACCAUCACUGUGGACCUGAGGAAGAACCUGUUCUUACAGGAGGAAACCACACGUCUGCUUCCCUUUCUGGACGGGAUUGUGUUUAAAAGGCCCAGUCCCAGCUUUGUGAUGAGCUUCAUCAGAGAGCUCUACAGAGCUCACGACAGUCACGCUGUGCCCAGUUUGCUGAGGUCACUCGGUCAUGUGAUCAACCUGAGCUGCAGACAGCUGGACUCAGUGGACUGUGCUGCUCUGAUCUUCAUCCUCAAACACGGAGACGGAGUCAGACUGAACCUGCUGUGGACCUCCAUACCAGCAGGGGGAGUAGAGUCCAUCCUCCUCAUGCUGGACAACGUUUCUCAUCUCAGGUCAGAUAUUAGAGCUCGUUUCUCUGUGCUGCACUGUGCGAUUGCUGAACAACACACUUUAUUGGACACAGUGAGGCGGGCGGUGUCCCUGUGUACAGCCCUGGGUGGAGAGCUGGAUCUCAGUCACAGCACGCUGGAUCAGAGGGUCUGCGGGGCUUUGGUCCAGAUGCUGGACUCGUGUGAAGGGCUGACAGAGCUGGACCUCAGUCACUGUCAGCUCACUGACCAGCUGCUGCUCCCUCUCGUCACACAUCUGCACAAAGUCCAAGUCCUAGAUCUGAGUCACAAUCAGAUCACUGAUGCUUCGACUGAUGUGUUACUCCAGCUGCUCUCCAUCAACCCCUCCAUCAACUGUGUGCGACUCUUCAGCAACAACAUUGUGCACAGAGCAGCCUUCAAAGAGCACAUUCAGUUUGAGAUCUGGUGAAGCACUCGUCAUCAUCUUUAACAUCAUCGUCAUGGUCGUCAUCAUCAGGGAGAUGUAGUUUUAUGGUCUCAGUAAAAACUCUCGCAAUUGCUUCAUACUAAGCACGUCUCAUGUUUCUGCUGAUUUUUAUUUUAUGGAGAUCUGAAGCCAUCUAGUGGUCAUCCCAAUACUUGCACAUCAGGUUGUAUUAUUGUGAUUAAAAUAUUUUCAAUUAGUGAAAAAACAAAAUGAGGCUGUAACAGUUUUAUUGUACAGUUGUGAGUCGGCUUUGUUUAUUAUUGGUACUUUUGCAAUAACUGUACUGAUUUUUGUGUACUCGCACACAAAUGUUGAUUCCAUGAAAUACA
Neolamprologus brichardi is the source of this 4228-nucleotide messenger RNA. The record is from RefSeq and is a predicted model, not a curated record. Lineage: Eukaryota; Metazoa; Chordata; Actinopteri; Cichliformes; Cichlidae.